UUUCCAAAGGGCGUAUUUAUCUUCCAGAGUGCUGCCUAAGUGUCGCUUAAUCAUUAAGCAUCUGAUUUCCUCCAAGUUAUCUGUCAUGCUGCUUAUGAUCUAGUGCCCAGGAGGGAGGGACGCAGAGGAUUUUGGCCAUGGCCCCAAGGAAGAGAAGCGGUCGGGGGAUCUCCUUCAUCUUCUGCUGCUUUCGCAGCAGCGACCACCCUGAGAUCACAUACCGGCUGCGCAAUGACAGCAGCUUCGCCCUGCAGACCAUGGAGCCCGCGCUGCCCAUGCCACCGGUGGAGGAGCUGGACGUCAUGUUCACCGAGCUGGUGGAUGAACUUGACCUCACGGACAAGCACAGAGAGGCCAUGUUCGCGCUGCCAGCGGAGAAGAAGUGGCAGAUCUACUGCAGCAAGAAGAAAGACCAGGAAGAAAAUAAAGGAGCCACCAGCUGGCCGGAGUUUUAUAUCGAUCAGCUGAAUUCAAUGGCUGCUAGAAAAUCACUGAUCGCCUUGGAAAGAGAAGAUGAGGAGGAGAGAAAUAAAACAAUCGAAAGUUUGAAGACUGCACUGCGGACAAAACCAAUGAGGUUUGUAACCCGGUUCAUCGACCUGGAUGGCUUGUCGUGUAUUCUGAACUUUCUCAAAAGCAUGGACUAUGAGACGGCAGAGUCUCGAAUACAUACCUCGCUCAUUGGAUGUAUAAAAGCACUAAUGAACAACUCCCUGGGCCGGGCUCACGUCCUGGCCCAUUCGGAGAGUAUUAACGUAAUCGCUCAGAGUCUGAGCACGGAGAAUAUUAAGACGAAGGUGGCAGUGCUGGAAAUCAUGGGCGCUGUGUGCCUGGUUCCCGGGGGCCACAAAAAGGUACUGGAGGCGAUGCUGCAUUACCAGAAAUAUGCCAGCGAACGGACUCGUUUUCAGACGCUGAUCAAUGACUUGGACAAGAGCACGGGGCGGUAUCGGGAUGAAGUGAGCCUCAAGACAGCCAUCAUGUCCUUCAUCAACGCAGUCCUGAGCCAAGGGGCAGGCGUGGAAAGCCUGGAUUUCAGACUCCACCUGAGAUACGAAUUUCUCAUGCUUGGGAUCCAGCCAGUCAUUGAUAAACUACGAGAGCAUGAAAAUUCAACCCUCGACCGGCAUUUAGAUUUUUUCGAAAUGCUUAGAAAUGAAGACGAACUGGAAUUUGCCAAAAGAUUUGAGCUGGUCCACAUCGACACCAAAAGUGCGACUCAGAUGUUUGAGCUGACGAGGAAGAGGCUGACACACACCGAGGCAUACCCGCACUUUAUGUCUAUCCUGCACCACUGUCUCCAAAUGCCUUAUAAAAGAAGCGGCAACACUGUUCAGUACUGGCUGCUGCUCGACAGGAUCGUGCAGCAGAUCGUCAUCCAGAGUGACAAAGGGCAGGACCCCGAUGCCACUCCCCUGGAAAACUUCAAUAUUAAAAACGUCGUCCGAAUGUUAGUCAAUGAAAAUGAAGUGAAACAGUGGAAAGAACAAGCAGAAAAAAUGCGAAAAGAGCACAGCGAGCUUCAGCAGAAGCUGGAGAAGAAGGAGCGGGAGUGUGACGCCAAGACCCAGGAGAAGGAAGAAAUGAUGCAGACACUGAACAAGAUGAAGGAGAAGCUGGAGAAGGAGUCCAGCGAGCACAAGCAGGUCAAGCAGCAGGUGGCGGAUCUCACGGCACAGCUCCACGAGAUGAGCAGGAGGGCGAUCUGUGCUGCUGGCCCCGGAGGACCUCCCUUGCCACCAGGAGCUCCUGGUGGCCCUUUACCUUCUCCAGCUCCCGGAUCUCUUCUUCCCCCUCCACCACCACCACCGCCCCCAGGGGUGUAUGGGGUGAUGCCUCCCCCCGGAGCACCUCUGGGCUUGGCCCUCAAGAAGAAGAGCAUCCCACAGCCGACGAAUGCCCUCAAGUCCUUCAACUGGUCCAAGCUGCCAGAGAACAAGCUGGCAGGCACCGUGUGGACCGACAUAGAUGAUACAAAAGUGUUCAAAAUCCUGGACCUUGAAGACCUGGAAAGGACGUUCUCCGCCUACCAAAGACAGCAGGACUUCUUUGUGAACGGUAACUCCAGACAGAAGGAAGAUGCUAUCGAUGACACCUUGAGUUCCCGGCAUAAAGUCAAGGAGCUUUCAGUCAUAGACGGCCGGAGAGCUCAGAAUUGCAAUAUCCUCCUCUCCAGGCUGAAACUCUCGAACGAGGAGAUCAAACGAGCGAUUUUGACAAUGGACGAGCAGGAGGACCUCCCGAAAGACAUGCUGGAGCAGCUCCUGAAGUUUGUUCCUGAGAAGGGUGACAUUGACCUGCUGGAAGAGCAUAAGCACGAGCUGGACCGCAUGGCCAAGGCUGACCGGUUCCUCUUCGAAAUGAGCAGGAUAAACCAUUAUCAGCAAAGGCUGCAGUCCCUCUACUUCAAGAAGAAGUUUGCAGAGAGAGUUGCAGAAGUCAAACCCAAGGUGGAAGCCAUCCGUGCAGGCUCCAAGGCGGUGCUGCAGAGCAGCAGCCUCCAGCAGCUGCUGGAGGUGGUCCUAGCCUUCGGGAACUACAUGAACAAAGGCCAGAGGGGCAACGCCUUUGGGUUUAAGAUCUCCAGCCUCAACAAGAUCGCGGACACCAAGUCCAGCAUUGACAAGAACAUCACCCUUCUGCACUAUCUCAUCACAAUUGUUGAAAAGAAAUAUCCCAAAGUCCUCCGCCUGCAUGAGGAGCUGCGAGACAUCCCGCAGGCAGCCAAAGUCAACAUGACUGAGCUGGAGAAAGAAAUAAACACUCUGAGGAGCGGCCUGAAAGCGGUAGAGACUGAGCUGGACUUCCAGAAGUCUCAGGUUCAGCAAACAGGUGACAAGUUUGUGUCUGUCGUCAGCCAGUUCAUCACAUUAGCCAGCUUCAGCUUCUCGGAUGUCGAAGAUCUUCUGAUGGAAGCAAAAGAGCUGUUUUCCAAGGCUGUGAAGCACUUUGGAGAAGACACGGACAAAAUGCAGCCCGAUGAGUUCUUUGGCAUCUUUGACCAGUUCCUUCAAGCCGUGACCGAGGCCAAGCAGGAGAAUGAGAACAUGAGGAGAAGGAAGGAGGAGGAGGAGCGCCGGGCGCGCAUGGAGGCGCAGCUGAAGGAGCAGCGGGAGCGGGAGCGCAAGGCGAGGAAGGCGAAGGAGAGCGGGGAGGAAGGUGGCGAAUUCGACGACCUCGUCUCGGCCCUGCGCUCAGGCGAAGUCUUCGACAAGGACCUCUCCAAGCUCAAGCGCAACCGCAAGCGUAUCGCCAACCAGCUGGCCGACAGCGGCCGCGAGAGGCCUGUCACCAAGCUCAACUUCUGA
Nipponia nippon (crested ibis) is the source of this 3308-nucleotide messenger RNA. The record is from RefSeq and is a predicted model, not a curated record. NCBI's taxonomy places the organism in Eukaryota, Metazoa, Chordata, Aves, Pelecaniformes, Threskiornithidae.